AUGGAUUUAAGUUUAUGUCAAGGGCGUGACGAUGAGGCAACCACAAUUACUUCCACUGAUUUAAGAGGUCCACGACGGAAAACUGCACAAUACUACCGUGAUUACAGAGCACGGAAACGAGCGGAGAUGGAAAAAGAGUUAUUGUAUAGAAUAAGUGAUCCUUCUACGAAUGAUAAUUCUUUUAGGAGGACGAGGAAAACAAACGCGGAAUACCAGAGAGAGUACCGAGCACGACUAAAAGCCAAACGUAACAAAAUGCUCAAUGAUUCGCUAGCUGUACGUCCAGCAACUUCGACAGGGGGAUUUACUACGACUCAUCAAUCAACAGUAGUAGACCAACUAACAUCUACUGGGCUAGGAAAUGUUUGUCUAUACAAGGACGGGCAGAGUUUCAGGAAGGAAUAUCAAUCUGGUAAAAGGAUAUCUUGGAGGUGCGUCAAGAGAGGAUGUCCACUGUUCUUCCGAAGCGAGAAAGGCACGACGAGAUUGAUUUUUGAAGGUAUUCGUUUCUCGAAGAACUACCAAAACGGCAGUAAAAUAUCUUGGAGGUGUAACAAGGCUGGCUGCAUCGCUCGUGUUAAUACUAUUGAUGGUGAUGCUGUAGUGUUCACAUUGUCUAGAUUCGGUAAACCUCAACUGCGCUAUGGACAGUACAGAUUUAGUGAACGACGAAAAGCUGGACCUAAAACGAACUGGCAAUUGGGCCGUCCGGGAGCUAUAAAGUUCGAGACCACGAAGUUUGGUAAUCCUACAAUAACGUGGGGUAACUAUCGGUUUACUAAGAAGCUGACCAGACAUCUCAAGACAUGCGGGGUCUUAACAAAGUUUUUGAUUUCAGAGCCCAAGUUCGGAUUGUCUCAGCGCGGUAAUCUCGUGGUCCAAAUCGGUGAAUGGCGUUUUAACAAGCACGCCUCAUGGGGCUCGAAGGUCAGGUGGACUUGUAUAAAGAAGAAAUCUGGAUAUUUGACUCCCGUGUUUGCACAAUCCCAGCGAGGUAACCCUGUCAUUAUGAUUGGACAGUAUCGUUUUAACAGAGUCAAUAAGUACGGCAGCCGGACGAGAUGGGUUUGCGUGAAGGCUAAAGCUGGAUGCAGAGCUUCCUUACACACUAUGGAGAACGCCAUCGUUAGAGUAUGGGGCUUCCACGAUCCCAUGGCACACACGAUUCCAGUGUUCGGCAAAACUCGUGCCGGUAACCCCGUCAUAAUGGUUGGUACGUACCGCUUCAACAAGGUGAAUCGUUCCAAGGGUCCGAAGAUCAGGUGGACCUGUGUGAAGACUCCGUUUGGCUGCAGGGCGGCAAUAUACACCAUCGAUGACGUCAUCAUCAAAACAAUAAACGAUCACAACCAUUGA
This is a messenger RNA of Danaus chrysippus (African queen), 1356 nucleotides long. The record is from the annotation of a GenBank genome assembly. Lineage: Eukaryota; Metazoa; Arthropoda; Insecta; Lepidoptera; Nymphalidae.